Messenger RNA from Quercus robur (English oak), 2310 nucleotides. RefSeq lists its product as uncharacterized. NCBI's taxonomy places the organism in Eukaryota, Viridiplantae, Streptophyta, Magnoliopsida, Fagales, Fagaceae. The transcript is spliced from 12 exons. The record is from RefSeq and is a predicted model, not a curated record. The coding region runs from base 496 to 2136 and encodes 546 amino acids.
UCAUUUCUGGGUUUUGUUUUUUUUUCUUUCUUGGGUACUCUUUAAUUAUGAUUUGAAGGGACAAUGACUCAUAAUUGCUGUUUUUAAUGCACAAUUCAACCCAUCUUAGUGGGUCGUCUCUCUUCUAUAUUCUCUCGUCCCACCUAGCAAAAGAUAUUGUUUGAUUGAAAGCUUUUUACUCAUUUCUUGCACAUAUUUUUUAUUUUUCUUUAAAGGGUCUUUCCUGGAAGGAAAGGAAAUACUUUUAGAGUUUGGACUUUGGACCUACUCCAUGUCCUAUAUUGUGUCAUGUAAUUUGACCCAAUUAAUGGUUUUUUUGCUGUACUAGAGUGGUUUCGUUGUUCCUAAAGCAUUUGCCGGUGUUUUGUCUGAUUGGUUUUGUAGGCAGUAGUAGCUGAUGAUAUAUGCAUUAGUUAUGACAAAAAGGUGGUGGAGCUUUGUUAUGUAUCCAACAUUUGACUAGAAUUAUCCAAGGUUUCUGUGUGAAACAAGAGGAUGUUGAGUGUGAAUUGGCGCUCUUCCUCCUCUUCUUACCUCUCUCCUCCUCACCUGAAUUUCACAAGUACUCCUGAGAAUGGACAAUCUGGUAGUAUUCUAAAUAUGUCACCUAGAUUAUCAUCCUAUUUUAAUCCUAUUGUACGGACAGAGAGAACAUUACCUGACCAGGCUUCCCUAUGUUGGGACUCCAGGAAGGCAGUGGGUUGUUCCAUCAACUCUAUUCCUUCCGAUGGCACUCCAACUCCAAAGUCAACCGCGGAAUUGAAAGAGGAGAUUGCUACACUUGAGGUUGAAAUUAUGCAUUUGGAACGUUAUCUUCUUUCACUCUACCGGACAGCUUUUGAUGGGAAUCAAUCCACCUUAUCAAAUACUCCUGAACCCUAUUCACAUUACAAGACAAGAUCAUCACAAAAUUUUUUAUCAAAUCAAUUACAUUACAAAAUGGAGCCACAUGUGGGCAAAGGUGAUUUAGUCCAUCAUGAUGAAGUCCUCCCUGCACAUGGUUGGCCCAGUUCAGAUAAUCAGAGUUUUGCUGCAAGUCUAAAAUCAACAUCUAGUAGGGACCCAAAAAAUGGUGAUUCUGGUCAUCGCAGCCUAGCAGAUCACCUUGCUGUGUCUUGCAGUGAUAACACCCUUAAUACUCCAGAUAGACUUUCUGAAGACAUUGUGAGAUGCAUAUCUUCCAUAUACUGCAAACUUGCAAACCACCCUCAGACACAUUCAGGCUUGUCAGCUUCUCCUACUACGUCCUUUAGUUCCUCAAGUAUAUUUUCUUCUAAGAAUCGAUGUGAUAGUUGGAGUCCACAUUGCAUUGAGGAUGCGGCAGUGUGCCCUCAACUUGAAGGAUUAAAAGAAGAUAGUGGACCAUAUGCUGCAAUGAUAGAAGUUCUGAAGAUAUCUUUGGACGAUGAUAGUUUCAAUUUUGCAGCUAAAAUGCUACAAAAUUUCAGGUCAUUGGUUCGGAUUCUGGAGAAGGUUGAUCCUAGAAAGAUGAAACGUGAGGAGAAGCUUGCUUUCUGGAUCAAUAUUCAUAAUGCCUUGGUCAUGCAUGCAUAUUUGGCAUAUGGAAUACAUAAUCGACUAAAAAGUACCUCCAUAUUUAAGGCAUCAUACAAUGUGGGUGGUCAUUGUAUUAAUGCCCAUGACAUACAAGUCUCCAUUCUAGGAAUCCGAUCACACUAUGCAACACCGUGGCUGGCUACACUGUUUUAUCCAGGAAGGAAGUUCAAGACAGGGAGCAUCAGACAUAUAUAUGCCUUAGAAUACCCUGAGCCACUGGUUCAUUUUGCGCUAUGCUCAGGGGCAUACUCUGACCCUCCAGUUCGAGCCUACACAGCAAAGAAUAUAUUUCAGGAUCUCAGACUUGCUAAAGAAGAGUUCAUUCAAACCAGUGUCCACAUCAACAAGGAAACAAAGGUUUAUCUGCCAAAAAUCCUAUACUACUAUUCAAAGGAUAUGUCACUAAGCAUGCAUGGGCUCUUGGAGGUUAUACAUGAGAAUCUAUCAGAAGUUCAACAGAAGGCUAUCAAAAAAUGCAUUAAGGGAAGGGUCGAUAAGUGCAUCCAUUGGUUACCACCAAGUUUAACAUUUCGAUAUGUGAUCCAUGCAGAAUUAGCCAAAGGGAGAACAACAGUGUGAUUGACUGUUACUCUGUAUGUACGAGGGAUCGUAAAGAGUUUGCUUUUUCUUAACCAAAUAAGGGAUAAAUGUCAAGCUGUACAGGGGUAAUUAGAGUGAAAAAACUACAGGAUUUUCCACAUCCGCUUUCUUUGUACGUACAUUUAGGUUGUUUGAGAAAGUCUAUUGUUUCCA